AUGUCGGUCGAAUUUAAAGCCAUCCGUAAGAAGCGGAAUGCUUUAGAUGCCGCCUCCAUUCCAGAGGGGGAUCAUCGAAAGCGUCGCAGAAACCGUACCACGCAGUCUUGCAUAAACUGCCAUUCGUCCAAACGCAUGACAGGUCUGUGUGUCUACGAGGUUGAUGACCCAAGCCAACGAAGCGAUGCUCAAAACGAAAGUUCUCGGCUUCGCAAACGAGUCGCUGAGCUCGAAGGAGUCAUUCGUGAGCUGAAAAAUAAGCCCCAUCCUCGCUGGACGCAGAACGCUUCCACCGUGAGCGAAGAAGUUGACAAGUGGCACACACAGGCUCAGUCGCCCAUACAGACCGAAAGCUCUCAGACGGAAUCUCGCCAGGGCUCAGUUACGACUGAGCAAGCGAAGUCUGCGUCAAUGCGAGAAUCUUCAACCCGGGAGUGUCCCGUCCAGAAAGAUUGCUUUGCGCUUCCCCAUGCGGCUUGCCCGGAUACCUCUGCUCUUAUUUUUGGCCUUCCUUCACCACCCAGUACGACGUCAUCAGUCACCAUGACACCAACGGACGAGUGCUCCCAGUCACAAACCAUUAUCAACGAGGAGCAUCAACUGUCUCACGACUUAGAUUUGGCCUCUAUCUUUACCACAUAUGCUGGCUGGGCCAGCCACGAUGACGGUCUGGGAUUAAAUGGACAACAUCGCGAACACUGCAUCUCCAAACCAAACAAUACUAACCAGGCUAUGGUUGGCCAUUGUGGCUGUCUUAACGAAACUGCUAACUAUACUGCAGUACUGGAACUCUCUCUUUGGCUGAGGAAGGCGGCGGAUGCGCUCAGCCAUUCGAGCAACCAUCGAGUAGGCAUGGGGGGAUGCUCACUCAAUCAAAAAAUUGUUGACCUCGACUGUUUUGCUAUUACCACGCUCACAAGUACGACCACUGUUCCAAAUGGACAGGCACAGUCAUCCUCGCGCGACUGUGCCUCUCCUAAUGCACUUGUUCACAGCACUGUGCCAUCUUUUCCGAUAAAUGGUUGUCUUUCCAGGAUAUCGUUGUCAACAGUACCCCCUCAAUCAUUGCACGGCUUGCGGCCAUGGGAAGUCACAUCGCUUCCCGACCCAUCUUCUGCUGGUGAUGAUUUUUUCAUGUCCUGGGAACCUCCACGACACGGUUGAGUAUCUGCGAU
Molecule: messenger RNA, 1175 nt
Organism: Pisolithus orientalis
Lineage: Eukaryota; Fungi; Basidiomycota; Agaricomycetes; Boletales; Pisolithaceae
Exons: 4
Coding region: 1-1164 (387 amino acids)
Source: RefSeq, a predicted model, not a curated record